AUGUCUUUUGCUGUGGUAAUAUUUGACAAUAAUGAGGUAUCUGAAGUACCUGAUAAUUGGUUGAUUGACAAGGGAGGUGAAGAUUACUGCUGGUGGCCACCUGCUCAUAUGAAAAAUUUAACGUCAUUAAUCGCAAAUUGUGUUAAACCAAAUGAGUCUACCUGGUCUCUAUUACAUGUCACAGUGGAGAAAUACUGUAAUACCAUAGAAAAAGCUCGAAGAAUUGCUGAGGACUCUCAGUAUAGCAGUACAGAUGAUGCAGAAUUAGGAAAAGGAUAUCGAAAACACAGACCUGCAAAAAAAUAUUUGAAUAUAUCUUCUUCUGGUAAUGAAAGUAAUGAAGAGAUUGCUACUUCAGAAAAAAAUAAAACGACCAAAUUGCCAUGUAUUCCACCGCUUCUUGUGCAGCAUUACAAUAAUUCUAAAAAUCAAAAUAUAACUACAAAAUCAAUAAGAUCGUCUCAAUCAAAUCAUGAUUUGGAAGCAUCAAAUAAAGUACAAGAAUCAACUUCAUCUAUAUUACGGUAUAAUGAAAAUCGUGAUAAAAGAAGUGACCUUAUUAGUAUUUUGAAAAGAAUAGAAGAAAAAUUGGACAAUCUAACGAGAAUAUGUGCUGUUUUCCAAUUUGAUUUUAAUGACAUACAACAACGAGUGGAUCGCAUUACACCUAUUGUGAAAAUUUGUGGUCCUACAGAAAAUAUAAGAAAAUUGCUACCAUUGACGUCAAUUGAAGAAAUUAAUAACUUUGAGAGAUUCUUGAAAGAAGAGAAAAAUCUCGUUGAAUAUAAAACUUUUAUUGGAAAAAUUGGUGGACAUUCAGCUCGUGAAAAUAUUAAGCGAGUAUUGUCUUCAAUAUUUGAUGACAGAUUAGCAAAACAAUGCUCUCUGAAAGGAAGGAAAAAUAAUUACGGCAUUGAGAAAUUGACCAUACUAAAAAUCAUUAGAGAAUGGUUCAGAUAUGCGAAUCAGCGUUAUGGAAAAUGUGAAAAGAGCAACACAAGACAUCAGACGCAAGAUACAUUGGAUCCAUAAUUCAAACUUUACAGUAUGUAGUAUUUUUUUCUUCCGAAUUUCUGCGUUCUAUAGCACAUUACAAAUUGAAAAAUUGAAAUUUUAAAUUCAAUUCAAUUCUCUUAUUUUUUAUUAUUACAUUUACUUUUAAUUUUUGUGAAUUAUAAUUUUUAAUAUUUAGUUUAGUUCCUAGU
Formica exsecta is the source of this 1205-nucleotide messenger RNA. RefSeq lists its product as uncharacterized. The record is from RefSeq and is a predicted model, not a curated record. The transcript is spliced from 5 exons. NCBI's taxonomy places the organism in Eukaryota, Metazoa, Arthropoda, Insecta, Hymenoptera, Formicidae. Bases 1 to 1032 code for a protein of 343 amino acids.